AGGUCAGGCUAGGUGGGCACAGCAACAUUCAAUCCUGUCAUACAUUACAUCAUGUUUUCACAAAUGAUUUGUUUAUCCAACCGUUUCAUUUGUGUCUUCACGUAUGUACGUUUUGUUAUUGGUGGUGGUGUGUGUGUGUGUGUGUGUGUGUGUGUGUGUGUGUGUGUGUGUGUGUGUGUGUGUGUGUGUGUGUGUGCAGAGACACUACAGGGAGGAGAGUAUCUGUUUGUCACUUAGGGAUAAAUAGAGAGGCAGAGCUCAGAGUUUGUCAGAAGACUCACCUGACAGGGUCACACACAGGACCAAGCAGGAGCGGGACCUCAGCAUUUUGACCCUUUAUUACAAAUGGAGAAGCAUGAAGAUAUUCAAUACUGUUUUCAAGACAGAAACUCUUCUUGCAUAAAGGCUUUGCUAUCGACAUCUAUCUACAUAACACUGUACAUCUUCUUCUCAUUGAUUUCAGCAGUAACAGUAUUUUUGAACAUACUGGUGAUCAUCUCCAUCUCUCACUUCAAGCAGCUCCACACUCCAACCAACCUGCUCAUCCUCUCUCUGGCUGUGGCAGAUCUCCUGGUGGGACUGAUUGUGAUACCAGUAGUGACUGUAGCAAUUAUGGAACCAUGCUGGGGAUUUGGGGAAUAUUUCUGUGUGUUUCAAUUCUACAUCUCUUGUUUGUGUACUUCUUUAUCUCUGGGCAAUUUGGUCUUGAUAUCUAUUGACCGCUAUGUUGCUGUGUGUGAUCCCUUAUUGUACCACUCUAAAAUAACAGUAACAAGAAUUAUGUGUUGUAUAUCCAUUACCUGGUGUUAUUGUAUCAUAUACCGUGCUGCUAUUAUGAAAAUCUCUGUGAAAGUACAAGCACCAAGUAGUUGUUUGAAAGAAUGUUUUAUUGUAGAAGGGUUAAUCUGGGUUAAUAUCAUUGACCUUCUAUUUACAAUGGUUGUCCCGUGCUCUAUUAUUAUAACACUUUAUAUGAAAAUCUUUGUGGUGGCCAGAUCACAGGCCAGAAAGGUAUUUACAAAAGAGGCUGCCAGUGUGUCUGGUGUUAAAACUGUACAAGCAAAUAAGUCUGAGACAAAAGCAGCAAAAACUCUAUCUAUUGUUGUUUUCACCUAUCUAAAUUGUUGGAUUCCUUUUUUCUUUUUUUAUUUAGUCAAUUUAGAUUCAUCAUCACUUUUCUUUAGCUUUCUACCACUUUUUAACUCUUUUAUCAAUCCAAUCAUUUAUGCUUUCUUUUAUCCAUGGUUCAAAGUGACAGCUAAACGUAUUUUAACUCUGAAGUUAAGGCGAUCAUAG
Molecule: messenger RNA, 1296 nt
Organism: Oncorhynchus mykiss (rainbow trout)
Lineage: Eukaryota; Metazoa; Chordata; Actinopteri; Salmoniformes; Salmonidae
Product: trace amine-associated receptor 13c-like
Biological process (GO): G protein-coupled receptor signaling pathway
Cellular component (GO): membrane
Molecular function (GO): trace-amine receptor activity
Source: RefSeq, a predicted model, not a curated record